AUGAGACUGGCAGCCAGACCUUCCCCGGCUCAGCCUCCGUCCGUGCAAAACCCUUCUAUAUCGGGAGUGAAAAGCUCGCAAGAGGUAUAUGGAGUUAAAGCUGAAGAGGACCCAAAGAACGCACGGCUUCAAUGCAAUAAUCAACAAAAGCACCAGAAAACCAAAAUACCAUAUGGUAAUCAAGCCACCGCUGCACAGCUGCCAAUUGCAAUGCCGACUUCAUGCUUCCCGGUUUCUACGACACAUUUCCCUGCUGUUCAGCUAUUCACAGCACCGGCGGUUACGAGGGCCCGAAAGGUAUUACGUUCUGUGCGAUUUACUCCGAGCGAAUUUUGA
Molecule: messenger RNA, 336 nt
Organism: Haemonchus placei
Lineage: Eukaryota; Metazoa; Nematoda; Chromadorea; Rhabditida; Trichostrongylidae
Source: the annotation of a GenBank genome assembly